Rotaria sp. Silwood1 is the source of this 540-nucleotide messenger RNA. NCBI's taxonomy places the organism in Eukaryota, Metazoa, Rotifera, Eurotatoria, Philodinida, Philodinidae. The record is from the annotation of a GenBank genome assembly.
AUGGCAAUGGUAACUGGAAAAGCACGUUGUGUUACAUGUGGAAAAGAAAAAGCUACAACAAAAUGUGGAGGUUGUUCACAAGAUUUUUGUUUCAAUCAUUUAACAGAUCAUCGUCAAGAAUUGGGAAAGCAAUUCGAUGAAAUUGAAGUUACUCGUGACCUAUUUCGACAGAUACUAACGGACAAAAACGAUAAAUCACAAAACCAAAUAUUAAUACAACAAAUUAAUGAAUGGGAAUGUAAUUCAAUCAAAAAAGUACAACAAUCAGCAGAAAAUGCACGACAAAUAGUAUUCAAACAUACAACUAAACAUAUUAAUAAAAUAGAAAUGAAAUUGAACAAAAUGACAGAUCAACUACGAGAAAGUCGUCAAGAAAAGGAUUUUUUUGAAGCAGAUCUCAAACUAUGGAAAGAAGAGUUGGAACGACUAACAAAAGAACUUCAUAAUCCGCUGCAGAUUACAUUUCAACAAAUUUCUUUACCACUUGUAUCUAAUAUCUAUGUCGACAUACCAUCUAGUAAGUAUAUUAGUCAUAUUUAA